UUGCGUGCACUAACUGAUACUCGACGGCCCUUCGGCUCCAGCUUCCCCACGCCGGCAGAUACGACAGCAUCUACACAUGUAUCAAUAAUAAUCAAUCUAUCUACCAAUCCAUGCAUAUGUACAGACAGCCGCGUCGCUUUGUCUGCUCCUCGCUCGACAUUGUUUCGUCGGUCCCGCAUUUCACUAGUCAGUCCACAAGUAUUCCGACGGUGGCUGUUUGGGACUCUUCCCCGCGCAAACAUUCCAGGUCUUCGCAGGAUAUCUUGGCUGCUGCAUCGACGUGCUUGUCUCUUCAGAUCCGUAGCAGGAUGGGCAGGAUGGGCAAGAUGGACACUGUCUGCCCUGCAUCAAUGCCCGCACAUCGAGUCCUUGGUGGGGAAUGUUUCUCGGUCCGUAGUCAUGCGCUGCUGCAGGCCAUUCACCCUCCAACGCCACCUUGUCGCCAUUUGCUCAACGAUUCGACUCUUUGACCCAAGUUGUUGCACAGUCCGUGGACCCUGAAAGAGAUCUGCGGCAAGGAAGCGUAGAUAGCAUAGCUUGCGUAGUCGUGGGUAGAUGCGGCCGCCAUCCCCUCCAAAAAUCCACACAUUGUUUUGUCACAUACAUGACCCUCGACCAACAACAGCUCCUCCUUUUGACACACCACGUCUCAAUCCCCCGCCGUCCAUAGACACGCACCCAUUGUGCACCCCGUCCCCUGUCUUGCCCAGCUACCGCUGAGCACGUGUACCCUGGGGCUUGUUUGGUCGCUGUCUUGCUCAUAAAGCCCGGGUGAGUACCAACUACUAACCUUCUCCUACACUUGUCUACUCUCUUGCUUUGCCCCCCAUGAAUUCAUCCAAUGCAUCUCUCCCACCUCCCCUAGCCAGCCUCCUUUCCAAUUCGCUGGUCCUACGCCAGACCGCCCCUUACCUCUCAACCGCAUCUCUGUUUGCGCUGGCCGCAACCUCAAAAGCCCUCCGCCACCUCGUGCUCGAGGAUCGCGAAUCCCUCCGUCACCUGGAUCUUUCCACCGUCAAGUCUGCCAUUGUUUCCUAUGAGCCCCUCGAUUCCGGUGGCAUCAGUUGGCGCUCUGAGCGUAUGGACGAAUCAUUGACCGAGGAUGAAUUCUAUUCCGGUCCUCUCCGCGGCAUCUUCUCCAAGCUGCAACGCCGCCACAUACUGCAAAACGUGCAAACUUUGGUGCUAGAUGGUCUGAGUGUUCCGGCAGAUCUUGUGCGAGAAAUCAUCGCCGAGGACAGGUUCAACGUUCGUAUACUGUCGAUCCGCGAAGUCAAGCACCUCAACGAGCGGAAGCUACAGCAAGUGUUGCGCUAUGCUGUGCGGCCAACCAGACCUGCCGGUUCACCUAAAAUCAAGGGCAUCUACCUGUUUGGGCCUCGCGACUCUGUUCCCGCGCCUCACACCCACAACGAGAAGAAGAAAAGCCGUCAAGCCUCGCCUGCAAGAGGUGUUACAUCUUCACAGGGUGCCCAAAUCGGCGCUGAAUGGAAUCAGAAGUCUACGUCUGCGUUGAAUGCUGCCUUGGCCAAGACCGACGACAAAUGGUACCAAUCCACCGGCAAAAUGAUCGCCAAGCGACCUUCCCUUGACUGGGCUGAGACUCUGAAGGCUUGUGAGGGCAUCAUUGCUUUUGAUGCGGUACUCUGCAGAGGGCCCCGACACGACCCCGCCACGGCAUUCGUUCACGAUCCUUCCGUGCCCAGCAUGCCUCAUCCCUCUUCAUAUCUCAGUCCCGCCGUCGCGACGGUGGCACUUGGUCCUUCAGGUUGCGAGACGUGCCAUUCCUGCCCCGAAACUCCCGCUGUCUUUGGCGAAACCCCAAAUUCUUGGUUGCCGCUCUUGAGCCCAGUUCCACUCCACUCGAGCACAAUCCGAGCUGCGCAGAAACCUCGAACCACGGACGGAUCCAAACCUCCUCCUCUCUAUAUUCGCUGCGAGGAUUGCCUGAAAGGGCGUUGGUGUGAACGGUGCCAUAAAUGGUGGGGGGAGGAUUGUUAUACCGGAUCAACGGUUGCCCAACGUACGGAACUACAGCAAACCGAGUUUAUUGAGGAUGUGCAGACCGAUGGAGCCACCUGUGUUAUUCCAAAGCAAUCUAUCAAGGUCAUCGGCGUUCGACGAGACUGUUUUGGCUGCGGUCAUACUUGCAUUACAUGUAAGGAGCUGUUUAUUCGAAAGUGCAAGACAUGCCAGAACGAAUACUGUCUCGAGGAUAACGACGCAUCAUCUGACAGCAAGUGUGACUGGUGCAACUUCACCUCUCGGAGGACUGUUGAAAUGUACUAG
Messenger RNA from Periconia digitata, 2289 nucleotides. Lineage: Eukaryota; Fungi; Ascomycota; Dothideomycetes; Pleosporales; Periconiaceae. The record is from the annotation of a GenBank genome assembly.